Molecule: messenger RNA, 968 nt
Organism: Drosophila innubila
Lineage: Eukaryota; Metazoa; Arthropoda; Insecta; Diptera; Drosophilidae
Exons: 3
Coding region: 48-815 (255 amino acids)
Source: RefSeq, a predicted model, not a curated record
AUUUAUCCAAUGACUGUAUCCGACUCUACAGGCUGCAUCGAUCUAAGAUGAGGGAAAUCUUUCCAAAAGUGUUGUGUGUGCAGCUUUUCGUCAUUUUAGAGUGCGUAAUGUUACCUAAUAGCGUCAAAAAAUGUCAUUUUGGAGAUACAGAAUGCAUUAAGGACUCGGCAAAUGAGCUCAUACGACACUUUCCGAAAGGUAUACCCGCCGUGGGACUAAAACCGCUCGACGUUGUUCACGUAAAAGAUACUGUACUUGUAAAUGACUCGCAGGUUGGAGUUGCAUGGUAUUACUUUCAGUUAGUAAACCAAAUUAAUUAUGGUUUCGAGAAUACAACAAUAACAGAAAUUAGUGGAUUCGAUGAAGAUCCAACAUCCUCAAAGAUCGCCAUUAAAGGAGUAAUACCCAGGGUUAUAUAUAAGGGUAACUAUUAUGCCAAAGGACGUAUGCUCUGGCUGAUUGAUAUUAAUGCGUCUGGUGAAUCUGAAUCGGAAUUUUUAAACUUCUUUUUCGAAUUCACUUUAAAAGUGCAAACGGAAUAUCGUAAUAAUAAACGAUACCUCAAAAUAUAUCAACUGGUACCCAACAUUGGUCUGGAUCGCUGGAUUAUGUGGUUGGAUAACUUUUUUCCGGAAAAUACGGAUCUUACAAUUGCUAUUAAUCAAUUAUUUAAUGCGAACUGGGUUGAGUUCUGGAAUGAACUAGAAAAGCCCAUAAUGGAAGUAUUUACAGGUGUGUUUCUGGGUUUAAUCAAUGACACAUUACAAACUGUGGCAUAUGAUGAUAUGUUCCUUUCUGAUAAGGAUAUCAAAUAACUACAUAUACUCAUAACCAUACUAUAUAUUACUCAUAACCAAAAGACGAGUGUUGUUUAUUUUAAAUCGACUUCAAAUCUGUAUAUAAUAGAUUUGAAGUCGCUUAAUCAUCUCAAAUUAGUAUUACGAAUUAAGAUUUAUAUAUGAUAUAAA